Blepharisma stoltei is the source of this 1152-nucleotide messenger RNA. Lineage: Eukaryota; Ciliophora; Heterotrichea; Heterotrichida; Blepharismidae. The record is from the annotation of a GenBank genome assembly.
AUGGAUAAGUCCGUUCUCCCACCAAACUGGGAAGAAGCUAAAGACAAGAGUGGGAAAGUUUACUAUAUAAACAAGGCAACUAACUCUCAUUUUCCAGAAAAAGUAAAUAUCGCAAUAUUGAAUAAAUUCGUAUUUAUAAUGUGUUUAAUAUAUAAUUUAUGAUCAAAAUAAAAAAUCUUAAUUGGUUUCAUGAAGAAGGAGUAACAUGACUUCAUGGGAGAGACCAUCAAUUGACGACAUCAAAGAAGCAGAAGAUUUGAGUCCUCCAAAUCGACUUUCAGACCCAAUAAGGAAGUGCUUAUCCUGCCUCAAGCCUCAGUUCGACAUUGACACCGAGGACAUAAAAACACGAGUCUUAAAAGCAUUCAAUCCGACUUAUUCCAAAUUUAUUGAACUAAUUGAGUACAGGACAGAUUUAUAUGGACCAUUUUGGAUAUAUACAACGCUCAUUGUUCUACUGGCUUCUGCAAGCAAUUUUUCAUUAGCCAUAGGAGGAGAGACCAAGAACAACCUUGAGUUCAUCACUGGAGCCUGCACUUUUAUCUAUCUCAUCGGAUUUCUAGCACCUCUCUUGAUAUGGGGAUUAUUGAAAUACUCUGGAAGCCAAAUCAAGUACUUGCAAGUCCUAUGCCUUUAUGGUUACUCAUUGGUGGUUUACGUCCCUUCAGCAAUGCUCUGCAUUAUUCCUGUCAGUUUCUUGAGGUGGGUAUUUGUUCUAUAUUCUAUGGUCUCUUCAGCAUGAUUCUUAGUCGUGAACCUCAAGCAAGAAAUGGAAAGCUACACUGAGCUCAAACAGAAAUACUCACUUCCCAUUCCAUAAUUGAUUAAAAAAAAUUUGUUCGCUCAAAAGAGAGCAGAUUUUUUUUUUUUAAUUUUUUUCGAAGCAAAAAUUUAUUAAUUUUUUGAAAUUUAUGUUGUUUAAAAUUCAACAGAAUAAGCUAGAGGUUUCAUUAUAUAAUUAUCUCUUAUAUACUAAAAUAUUUUUUCAUAAAAAUUUUGUUUGUUCAAGAAAUUUUUUUUCCUAAAAAUAGGAUUAAUCUAUUUUUUUUGCUCAUGAAGGGGUCAGUGCUCGGCUUAAUAGGAGUUCUCCAGCUUGUUCUUGGUCUUACUUUCAAAAUGUACUUCUUCGGGUACAUCUACAGUGAAUCUUAA